AUGGCGUGGCGUCCGAGUUCACUUAUAAGCAUACCAAAACUGACUGGAAGCAGCAGUUCCUCUAUAUUCGUAUCAAGCUUCAAUAAAAGCAAGUUAAAAAAAUCAGAUCGAAGAUGGAAUACAAUAGUGACUAUCGUUCUCGUAGAGGCGAAAUGUCUUCCUUCGGCGCCUGAUGAUGGAGUAUCUCAUAGCGUUUAUUGUAAAUUUCAGUUGGGCAAUGAAACCUUUAAAUCUAAAAGUGUUCCAAGUAGUCAAAGGCCGGAAUGGAAGGAAAGAUUUCAAUUACAUCUCUAUAAUGACAGCAUAUUGGAUGUAUCCCUUUGGGAUAAGGGAAAAAUGAAAAACUUUAUGGGCAGUUGCAUUUUAGACUUAUCUUCCUUCGAAAAGGAACGCACUCAUGAGAUUUGGCAGCAGCUGGACGAUGGCUACGGUGAAAUACAUAUUUCGAUAACGAUGUGUGCGAUUCGAUUCCCUGACAUAUCUUCAAGCCCUUCGAUUGAUUGUGAGGAGAAACAUGGUGUAUUAAAACUGCCAAGCGAUUGGAACGUAGUAGGCAUGUUACACGUAAAUCUUAUAGGCGCUAAAGGCUUAACUAGCAGACCGAAUGCAUAUUGCACAUUGGAGAUCGACAACGAGAGGGUGGAAACGCAUAGAGCCGGGGCAAGCACUGAACCCAAGUGGAAAAAAUGUUAUGUUUUUAAAGUGUACGAUGUCACAUCAACCUUAGAUCUCAAAGUGUACGACAGUUCCCUGAGCAACGCGAUACUGAAUGAGUCCAUAGGGAAGGUGUCGAUACCCUUGUUGAGGAUAACCAAUAACGUCACGCGCUGGUACGCUCUGAAAGAUAGAAACAAAAGAAACAGCGCGAAAGGCAACUGUCCGAGGGUACAACUCCAGAUGUAUAUGGCCUGGAAUCCUGUUAAAGCUACCGCCAGGUUGUUUCAAUCCAAGGAGGUUAAAUAUAUAAAAAAGCCGCCUAAAUUUGAUGUUGCUCUUAUCUAUAGCAAUAUGAAGUUUGUAUCAGACUUAUUGAGCUUAGCCGCUGAAUUGAACGAGUAUUAUAAGCGCCUAUUCGAAUGGGAGGAUAAGGAGUUUUCCUUCUUUGUUCUGCUUGGAUGGUUAAUCUUUUGCUUCUAUCUUCGUCUGUGGUCAGUCCCUCUCUUACUUUUAAUUCCUUUCUUCGGUCACUGGAUAUUAAGAAAACGAGACCUUGAUGUCACGUUUUUUACCUUCUUUGAAUACAAUGAUUUCAUAAUAUUUCAGGAAGACAAGACAUUCACUGGAAAAUUACAAGAUCUACAAAAAAUGACGUUCACUAUAAAAAAUGGAAUUGAGUUCAUAGUUUCCCACAUAGAGAGACUCUACAAUUUAAUUACUUUCAAGGUGCCAUUUCUGAGUUACGUUUCCAUGAUAUUACUGAUUGUUGCGUCCGUCGGCUUGUAUUUGAUACCAUUCAAUUAUCUUCUCAUGACUUUGGGUAUAUACAAAUUUACGAGGAAAUAUUUAAAUCCAGGCAGAAUAUUAAAUAAUGAUUUAUUAGAUUUCCUUUCGCGUGUACCGGACAAUGAAAUAUUGAAGGAUUGGAAAGAAUUAGGCGUACCAGAACCCAAUCAAGAUGCUCAAGUACAUUCAUCGAGAAUCACAAGAUCUAUAUCCACCUCAAUUUGA
Messenger RNA from Vanessa atalanta (red admiral), 1668 nucleotides. RefSeq names its product multiple C2 and transmembrane domain-containing protein-like. The coding region runs from base 1 to 1668 and encodes 555 amino acids. Gene Ontology annotation, molecular function: calcium ion binding. Gene Ontology annotation, cellular component: synaptic vesicle membrane. Lineage: Eukaryota; Metazoa; Arthropoda; Insecta; Lepidoptera; Nymphalidae. The record is from RefSeq and is a predicted model, not a curated record. Gene Ontology annotation, biological process: regulation of neurotransmitter secretion. The transcript is spliced from 13 exons.